Molecule: messenger RNA, 1394 nt
Organism: Pangasianodon hypophthalmus (striped catfish)
Lineage: Eukaryota; Metazoa; Chordata; Actinopteri; Siluriformes; Pangasiidae
Gene: med18
Product: mediator of RNA polymerase II transcription, subunit 18 homolog (yeast)
Exons: 3
Coding region: 463-1089 (208 amino acids)
Biological process (GO): regulation of transcription by RNA polymerase II; termination of RNA polymerase II transcription
Cellular component (GO): core mediator complex; mediator complex
Molecular function (GO): transcription coregulator activity
Source: RefSeq, a predicted model, not a curated record
CAGAACGUCAGAAUGUCUAUUUUCGUCCAUUUCUGCGGGACCUGGCAACCCUGAUCGACGUCAACUGAGCAUGCGCAUGAUAAAGGCCGCUAAAAUUAACCAGCUAGGUAGUUAUCAUAUACAGCUGGAUUAAUUUAACUAGUGCAGGCGGCGGCCUUCUCCUCCUUCUCCUCCUUCUCUUCCUUCUCAUCCUCGGUGUGUGUUUGAGCGCCUGGCGGAUCAGAGCGCGGAGGCGCCGCAGGACACCGCGCUGUGCUUCUGCCGCAGGACUCUUCCGGAACAGAUAAACAUAACAUGAAAUACCUGUGCCUUUGUUUUGUCUCUAAAGCUAAUAAAUAAGCAUUGUUGGCUGUCUGUAUAUUGACAGUAAGCGGUUAGCUAGUUAGCUUGUCUGGAGGCGGACUACACUCUGGUCGUCGCCGGGCUGUGUGCGUUUCUCCGCCGGGUCGUGAGAACAGAGCGAUGGAGGCUCCACCAGUCACCGUCAUGCCUGUUACAGGGGGCACGAUUAACAUGAUGGAGUACUUGUUACAAGGCAGUGUACUGGACCAGUCCUUGGACAGUCUGCUCCAUCGGCUUAGAGGUUUGUGUGACAACAUCGAGCCAGAAACCUUUGCCGAUCAUGAGCUUGUCUACCUUCUGAAAGGUCAGCAGGGAAAUCCAUUCAUCCUGCGAGCUAGACGCUCACUCGCUCACCCUACUGCUCCCUGGCACCUACGUUACCUAGGGCAGCCGGAGGUGGGUGAUAAGAGUCGUCAUGCAUUGGUACGGAACUGUGUGGAUGUCGCAGCCUCGCACAGUCUGCCUGACUUCCUCAAUGAGAUGGGUUUCCGAAUGGAUCAUGAGUUCGUGGCCAAAGGGCACAUUUUCCGCAAAGGAGCCCUCAAGGUGGUUGUGAGCAAACUGUCUCGAGUACUCGUGCCAGGCAACACAGACAACACUGAACCUCUGUCUCUGUCCUACCUAGUGGAACUUAGUGUGUUAGCACCAGCUGGACAGGAUACGGUGUCCGAGGACAUGCGUAGCUUUGCAGAACAGCUUAAGCCUCUGGUACACCUGGAGAAAAUCGACCCCAAGAGGCUCAUGUAGGUGCCAAAAGCCACCCUGACUGAACAUGGUGGCAGCUUUGAAUUAUUUGGAAGAAAAUGGCGUCACCCUGAAAUAUCAAGUCUUGAAAUAAUAAAGUGAGCUAUAUUGCAAGAUGUGUUUAAUUUGCAGCUGAAUUAUUUAUCCAUGCCAAUAUGGAUACUCUGUUUUUGUAAAUGAUUAGCUUUCUAUGGAUAAAAGAUAUGUAGUUUUGGAUAUCAAUGUGCUAUUUUGUGCUAUUCUUGUUAGUAGUUUGACUACAAGAGGGUGUAAAUGUUAUUUUCCGAAUAAAAAAAAUGCCUCAUUUA